Molecule: messenger RNA, 447 nt
Organism: Coniosporium apollinis CBS 100218
Lineage: Eukaryota; Fungi; Ascomycota; Dothideomycetes
Exons: 1
Coding region: 1-447 (148 amino acids)
Source: RefSeq, a predicted model, not a curated record
AUGAAGCCGAAGUCCUCGCCUCACCCAAGCUGGUCAUCCACCACGACAAAACCGCAGCACGUAUCCGUAUCCCGGCGCCAGCGCUUGGUCCAGCAGCAAGCAGAACGCAGCUCCGCUCGGUACAUAAAUCUUGCCAUCGAAACCACAGCUUCCCUCCCCUACGAGCUGCGCACCAAGAUCUACAAACUCGCACUCUGUAGCACCACGCCGCUGCCGCUCCUGGUUGAACCAUCUCAGUCGAAGUGCAAGGGGAUCAGGCUUAUUACGGACCCGGAAGUCGUGGGCUGGAGCGACGCAGAGUUCUGCCGCAAGCUCUACUACUCGCAGAACGUUUUCGAGUGCGAGGAGAAGGAGCUGACGUACUCGGAGAUCAAGCCAAUGGGGCACAAGACUCAUCCACAGUCUGAAGCUGCACUUGAGCGACGAGCGGUCACUGCGCGAGAGUAG